AUGGUGAUGCGGCCGCCCUUUCCUUUCCCCUGCCCUGAGAUGCUGGAGGAAACCCGAAAGAGGAAACUGGCUGUGGCCAAGAAAAAGCGGCCCAGCCCCUGCCCUCUCCUGGCGCCCCCUGUCAUUACUGCCUGUAGCCCGGUCUUUGACCUGAUGACCCAGUCCCCUAAGUGUUUUCACCAUCUUUCUGGCUUCUCUGGUGCCUUGGCGGGCCUUCGGGGGAGUCCUUUGGGCUCCAUCAUGACCUCUGUCAUUCCAGCGGAGUGUGAACAUCUGGCGAACUGCCUGUACCCACGUGAGCAGCAGUCCUACCAUGACUUGAAGAAAGAGAACAACUAUGAGGACCUCAAGUGUCACCAGUCCCAACUGAAGGAGAAGCUUCUGGUCCUUGUGAUGGAGAAGGCAGCUUUGCAGCUCCAGAUGAAGAAGCUUGAGAAUGCAAGCUCCUGCCACAACAAAUCUGUGGAGCUACAGAAUAGAAUGACAGCCUGGGAAAAUAAAAUAAAAUUAGCUCACUUAGCUUGGGUUUCCCACCAGUGCUUUCUUCCAAAUAAGGAACAAUCCUUGGUCUGGUUUUAUAAGAAAGUCCUGGUUGCGUUUUAUAAGAAAAAGCUUGAACUGACAGAAGAUGUUGUUGACAGGCUUUGGGUCUAUAUAGAUAACAUUGGACACAGCAGAAAACCACGGAAUGUCCUCAAGAGGGGAAAGACGAUUAACUGUCAGAUUUCCCUCGUCAAGAUCAUAAAUGAGAGAAUAGCUGAGUUCUCUCUUUUGGGAUCCCAAAGAAACAUAUGUGCUGUCCUGAGCUGCUGCCGGGGCAUCCUGUCAACACCUGCCCUUGCCAUCAUCUACAUGGCCAAUCAGGAGCUGGUGGUGGCCUUGCUGAGCCAGCUCUGCUGGUCAGCCUGCAAACAGCCGGAGGGAGCUACAGUCACCCAGUUGUUCAAGGUCAUCCACCUGGCCCUUUGCCACUACCUCUUGAUCCAGCAGCAGCAGAUCAACCCAAGAUGUGCCUUUGGGGAUAUGACUGGGCACCUGCUCCAGCCCUGCCUGGUCCUGAGACACCUGCUCUCCGGAGGUACCUGGUCGCAGGCUGGCCAGGUCCAGCUGCAGCCAGCGCUGAUCUGGGAAGUGAAGAGUAAGAUUGAGGUUGUGCUUUGAGGUUGGGUCUUUCAGCCUGAGCUGCUUUCAUCCUAUAAAGAGGAGCUCUUGGACCAGCAACAAGGGGACAUGAAGAUGGGGGCCAUGAAGAACCUUCUAGCCCCCAUGGGCACUGUGAUCACCAGGCUCAUUGAUGCGGGCAACUGUGAGCCUGCCCUGCAUGCCUCCAUUGUGACCAGCUCCGUGGCCUUGCUGUUCAAGCUCUUUCUAGAUUCCUACUUCAAGGAGGGGAACCAGCUUCUCUGCUUCCAGGUUCUGCCCAGGCUGUCUGGCUGCUUGAGGGUUUCCCACCUGCAGGAGGGGUGGGUGGGAGCCCUGUCCACAUCAGAUUGGACAACAGAACUUCUGGCUGUGGAAGAGCUGCUGAACUUGGUGGCCAGAAACAAUAUCUACAACACUGCUGCCGACAGGAUCUGGCAGGGAGAGGCUCAGCUCCACUUUUACCAUCGUUUGGCUGAGCUGCUGAUAAACCACAAACAAGCACCUGUACCAGCCUGGUUUCACUGCCUCAAGACGAUGUCCCUGAAUCAUUUGACUUUGGAGCCAGACCUGGAUGACCUAUUGGCUUCAGCUUGGAUUGAUGCAGAAGUAACAGAGUUUUGAACCAGAAGAGCCCAGGAGGCGCUUAUUCACACUCUCUUCCAGGCGUAUGCCAAGCUACGACAAGUGCCGCGGCUGUCUGAGGAGGUUCUGGGGGUGAUCUGCCACCCGGUGGCCGAGGCGCUGAGGCAGCCUGUGCUGGCUUCGGGCCCCUCCACGGUGCUAAGUGUGUCUCCAAGUCAGAUCUUGGACACGUGGUGCCUUGUGCUGGAGAAGUUCCAGUCCUUGGUCUUGCCCUGUUUGUGGAGUGACACCGACAUGGCCCUGAAGUCACUGUCCCUGAGCUCCCUGCUGCACUGCAUCACAUUCAACAUGCACAGCCUAGACAGUAGCACGCCCCUGCUCGUCGUCAGACGGAUGCAGUGCAUGAUCGAGCAGAUGCUGGGAGAGCUCGUGAGGCCCCUGCUUGCCCUCCUCUCGUAGCCCCCGGGCCCAGCAUCUGAGCUGUGGCUUCAGAAGGUCAGCGACUUCGCCCUCCUGCUCUCCUGCACCUGGGCCCAGGUGGACACCAUGCUCAGUCUGCACUGCAGCCAGUAUCAUUCUGUGUCUGGGGCCCUGGCAGGGGCUACCCUGAAGACCCCGAGCCUCCCUGUUCUGCUCUCAGGUGUGGAAACACAGCACUGGAAGAAGGUAGAGAAUUUGGCAGCUCAGUUCAGCUCCCUUGGCAGGUAUUGCUUAGAGCAGCUCUACCUGCACAGAAUGAAAAGGACUUUAAUGCAAGCUAGUUUCCAGAGUAAAGAAGCCCUCCAGACUUGGUGUGACGCUGCCUGUGUUAUUGGUUCUGGCAGAGAAAGCUUGAAUCAAAGGGAAUCAGCUUCCUGGGAUGGCCAGGUCGGCACAGUCAGCACCACCAUGUACCCUGUAGCACACUGGCACUUGAUUGCUUCAAAUCUCACAAUUUUAAUAUCCUAUCUCUGUCCAGAUGACGUGAGAUACCUGGCCAGCAUCCUGCUGAGAACUUUACCAGUGAGCAAAGCCCAGGAAGGCUCAGCAGAUGAAAAGCUGAGUAUCACACUUGAAAAAAUACCCCAGGUGGUCCUUCACAGUCCUCCAUUUCCGGAGGUGCAGUCCCUUCACACCACCUUCUUAAUGUGUGAGGCCGAGGGCUGUUCUAGCAUUCUGUGUUCUGGUGUCCGGAGCAACCCAGGUCUUCUCAGUGAACAGCUACCCUGGGUUUUUGAAAAGGACCACACAGUCAUGGCUCAUUGGGAAAGCAGAUUUGUAAAAGACGGACCAAAAAGUAUCAAACCAAGAGGAGAAAUUGCCCAGAACUUACUAUGCCUGGUCAAGAGUGACUUCCUCAUCCAGCGGGGCAAGCAGCUGGAAUGCACGUGGGGGCUCUUGGAGGUUGUUUCUGCCCUGCAGCUGGACAGCCCCACGCUGCCCUGUCAGAUGCAUUGCUUCCUUCUCUUGCUGUCCAUGGCCGUCACCAAGCUGGGGUGCUCCUGCUCCUCCUCACCGGCCCUCGAGUUCCUGAAGACUUGCUACCGGCUUCUCGGUUACCUGCAAAGGGGGCAACGUGCCCGCUCGGUGUUCAGGAUCAUGUAUGUCAGCGAUGUUUUUGAGAUCAUCCCGAGCUCGUUGUUCAAAGCCAGUAGUAGAUUCCAUGUUGCGGUGGACGACCCCUCUUGGCUGGAAUUCCUCCAGGCGAUCGGUGCCUUCUUAGAGCAGCUGAUGCACACGUUCAUCCAGAUGAAGCUGAGCUUGGUGCUUAAUUUUGGGAAAAUCGCCACAUUCCUCUCAAGGUGCACACUGCACACUGAGGCAGCUUCUGGCAAACAGCUGGGAAGUCAGAGCUCUCUGGGCAGGCAGCUCCUCCUGGCGUCUCUAACCAAGUUGUGCCAGGUUCUGGGGCCUUUCGUCCAUGAGCAGAAGCAGCCCCAGGAGGCCCUGGAUGAGCUGGUUGUGCUGCAGCAGCAGGUCGUGCUGCAGACGGGCACCAUGCUGCUGCUGUGCUCAGCAUCAGGGGCCCAGGGCCAGCACCUGCCCGAGGCCCUCAUCGCUUCUGCCACCACGCUCCUGGAAGCAGACCUGAGCUGGCACUGUGGAGACAGAGGAGCAGACACAGGGCCACCCCUCCAUGCUGCCUCCCACCAGGGCGUCCACUCUCAGAUCCUGUCGGAGCUGCCUCUGGCAGGCAACUCUCAGUCCUUCCAGACAGCCUUGCAGUUUUUAACUCUGUUCUUUCUGGCCCCAGAACUCCAUCCCAAGAAGGGCUUCAUCUUCACCUCCCUGUUUCAUUCUGUGAGAAAAUUUCUUGCAGAUCCUGAAAUUCCUGCUGAGGUAACUUGGGCUCUUGAGCCUCAUCUGGGAGCCCUGCUCACCCAGAUGUUGGAGGUGGGGACGACGGAGGACAUCCAGCUGGUGGUGCGGCACAUUCUGCAAGGUCUGGACGUCAGUAACGUGUGGAGAACAGAUGUGCAGACUGUCUUGUCAGCCUUCACGUUGCUCAAGCUGCUGCCGAACUGUCCGCUGCAGGGAGAGAAAGCAAGUCUGCUGUGGUGUGCGUGUCCCCACAUCAUCACGGUGCUCGCGACCGUGUUUCUGGAGCUGCUUCCUGGAGACGGCCGUGAGUGGGACGCGGGGUUGGUGUCCUUCCUGGGCACAUUGGUGUCGGCGGCUGAGGCCAUGGUGUGCGGGAGUGAAGGGAUGUUUGGGCAUCAGAAGCACGAGCCAGGCCACGUGGCUGAGGCGGUUCAAGUCCCCGAGUGUGCGGCGAGCGUCAGGGGACGCAGGCUGGGCACCGGGGACCGGCUGGCAUCCGCGCGGGUGCGGGGCAAGACCUGGCAAGAGGCCACGCAGCUGGCACGCCCUGCAGACGAGGGCGUUAGAGACAGAACCCAGAGGGCCUCGCGGGGCUCGAUGAAAAUUGAACAGCUUCAGCUAGAGCUGAUUUGUAAGAGGCUUAACAACUGGACGAAUCGCCUUGUGUCCGGGCUGGUUGUUGACAGCUCAUUUUGGAGCCUGGACCUUCUCACCUCCGUGGUGGUCGGGCCCAUCCUGGCUGUGCUGGCUGUGCUGCUGUGGCAGGGGAAGGAGGCCGUCAGCAACCCCCACCACGUCAGCCUGGCCUUCAGCGUCCCACUGGCCGUCCCUCUGCAGCACCUGAAGCCCCCGGGGUGCGGCAGCGUCUUUCCCAGGGUGCACGGCAUGCUCUUCUACAUCCUGCAGUGGCACCUCAAGGUGCAAACACAGCCAUGGGCCAUCCUGUCCUUCCCGAACUGUUUUAAUAGAUUGGUGUUCUCAGUUAUGCAUGAAAGGUGGCAGAGAGAUGCAGGAAGCACGGAUGACCUGCCCAUCGUCGUGGAGUGCACACGCCUGGUGGAAGGGAUGUAUAGCCACAUCGGUGCACGAGCCGAGGACCUCACCGUGUUUUCCCCUUUUAUGGUGGCCCAGUACGUGACAGAGGUGCAGAAGGUGACCCUGUCUCCAGCGGUGCGAGGCCUGCUGCAGGAGAGCGUCUGCCUCAUGCUGGACCUCUGCAUCGACCAGUUCCUGCGGGCCUUGCUGCCACCGGGCGUGCGCGUCUUCCAGGAGCACCACAACGAUUCCCUCAAGGACCACAAGGCUAAACACAAAGGACAGAGAAGACAUGCCGUCUGA
Molecule: messenger RNA, 5364 nt
Organism: Cynocephalus volans (Philippine flying lemur)
Lineage: Eukaryota; Metazoa; Chordata; Mammalia; Dermoptera; Cynocephalidae
Product: unhealthy ribosome biogenesis protein 2 homolog
Biological process (GO): ribosome biogenesis
Cellular component (GO): nucleolus
Source: RefSeq, a predicted model, not a curated record